UGGCAUCAUUCCCGAGGCUGGCGGUGGCAGCCCUGCAGGUUUCACGGACCGACAGUCUGUAUGCUGAGGGAGCCAUGUUGAUGCCUGGUUUUGUGUCAAACGCUUCAUUUUGGAUGGUGAAAGGACUGCGCGGUAAAGACCGGGAGGGGUGAUUCCAGCUCCGCGAUGAGAAGAGGAGCGCCGUCUGGGGUGGUACAGGGAGCGCCAGAGGAGAGCUGCUCUUAGUGGAUUCAAAGCAAGUGAAGUUGAUGCUAGUUAGCUCCAUAGCUAGGUAGCAACAGCUGUGCGGACGCUGCGUGGGAUGCUGCGUGUGGACUAAAACAAUUUAAUCUCCCCUGCUUGUUGCAUUUUUUGCUCAGCUAACGUUUGCCAGACUGUUUUGAAGACUCUGUGCCUGGAGUAACAACGCGGCUGCUGAAUUCAUGCUAGCUCGCUUAAGCUGCCGUUGUGAAGCUAGCUGCUAGCUAACGUUAGCAUGCUGACAAUCAGCUCGCAUCUUCAGUCACGACUAUUUGCUAGCUAACUUAUUGUUACUUUCAGGCAGACUGCCAGUCGUGGAGCACCGUGCCGUGUGUUUAAACCCCUCCAAAACCGAAGUGGAGAUAUGGCGGUACAUCCAGUCUCUGUAGAAAGCUACCAGUUCGCCUGCCCUGCUCGUCAAGGAGCGGCUAACAGGCUAGCAGCAUAACUUUCCUCUCACGGUGUCACCCAGAAGCUGCACUUCCUCGCUAGCCGACCUCGUACCUGAAGCAAGCUGGCGGCCCUCCGAGUAGAAGCCGAGGACAAGGAGCUGGGGCCGAUGGCCUGGGUGCUGAAGAUGGACGACGCCACCAUCGAGUCGGGGCUGGUGCACGACUUCGAUGCCAGCCUGUCCGGCAUCGGGCAGGAGCUGGGGGCAGGAGCCUACAGCAUGAGUGAUGUGCUGGCUCUGCCCAUCUUUAAGCAGGAGGACUCCAACCUUCCCCCUGAAAACGAGACCAAAAAUCCCCCAUUCCAGUAUGUGCUGUGCACCGCCACCUCGCCUGCUGUGAAGCUGCACGACGAGACGCUCACAUACCUAAACCAAGGCCAGUCUUAUGAGGUGCGUAUGUUGGACAACAGGAAGCCAGGGGAGCUACCAGAGCUCAACAACAAGAUGGUGAAGAGCACAGUGCGGGUAGUGUUUCACGACCGUCGUCUGCAGUACACGGAGCACCAGCAGCUGGAGGGCUGGAAGUGGAAUCGUCCUGGCGACCGUCUCCUUGACAUCGAUAUUCCAAUGUCGGUGGGCAUCGUGGAGCCGAAGACUCACCCCUCCCAGCUCAACGCCGCAGAGUUUCUGUGGGACAUGAACAAAAGAACUUCUGUUUUCGUGCAGGUGCACUGCAUCAGCACAGAGUUCACUCCCAGGAAGCACGGCGGGGAGAAGGGCGUCCCCUUCAGGAUCCAGAUCGACACCUUCAACCAGGGAGACAGUGGAGAGUACACAGAGCACCUCCACUCCGCCUCCUGCCAAAUCAAAGUCUUCAAGCCAAAGGGGGCGGAUCGCAAGCAAAAGACUGACAGGGAGAAGAUGGAGAAACGCACACCUCAAGAGAAGGAAAAGUACCAGCCUUCUUAUGAUACCACUAUUCUGUCAGAGACGAGGCUUGAGCCCAUCAUCGAGGAUGCUGGUGACCACGAGCUGAAAAAGUCCAGCAAGCGGACUCUUCCUGCUGACUGUGGCGACUCCUUGGCCAAGAGAGGCAGUUGCUCCCCGUGGCCAGACAACGCCUACACCAGCACCAACCAGGCAGCUACUCCCUCCUUCACCUCCACCCCGCUGUCCACCUACACCACCUCCUCAGUACUGGACAGUGACUCGUCCUCUCCCAAUCACCAGGCAGACCCUGGCAGCCAUGGCAACUCGGAGCAGUUGAGCCCCACUGCCUCCAUACAGGACACGCAGAAGUGGCUACUGAAAAAUCGCUUCAACUCCUACACAAGGCUCUUCUCUCACUUCUCAGGUUCUGAUUUGUUGAAGCUAACCCGGGACGACCUGGUCCAGAUUUGUGGGCCGGCAGAUGGGAUCAGACUCUUCAAUGCACUCAAAUCCAGGUCGGUGCGUCCCAGGUUAACGGUGUACGUCUGUCAGGAGUCGCCUCAGGAGAGCCCCCUGCUGGACAGACACGGCACCAACGAAAACGGAGAACACAGCAUCUCCUCUAGUUUACAUGUGUAUCACGCUCUGUACCUAGAGGAGCUCACGGCUGCAGAACUCAUCCGCAAGAUGGCGUGUGUGUGCAGCGUUCCACUGGGAACGAUCAACCAGGUGUACAGACAGGGUCCUACAGGCAUCCACAUCCUGCUGAGUGACCAGAUGGUUUACAACUUGCCUGACGAGAGCUGUUUUUUGAUCAGCACUGUCAAAGAUGAGUUGGGCGAAGGACUCCAUCUAAUCCUGAAGUAGUGAGGAGGACAGAUGGCAUCACUAAUACUCCACCCUCUGUUCUGGAGCUGAAGCCUCCCUCUGUCCCUCUCUGCCUGCCUCUACUCUUUCCUUCUACGUCCUCCCCGUCUCUCGAAACAGAUCGCUCGACGGAAAAGCGGAGAGACUGCGCUAAAAGCCAUGUAAAUGUUAGAAUCUGACAUGGGUGUGUCCACUGUUUCAUAUUGAAAACACUAUUAACAGAGGAGGGUCGUUCAAAGAAGAGAGACUGGGGGAGGAUCUGGGAUUGGGAGGAAAGUUAACAAUGUUCUAUGUAUUUUUUUUUGAUUUGCUAUUUUAUUUCUUUCGUCUUUUAUAUGGGUUCCGUGUGGAGGAGGGAGGGUGGAGGCUCCAGGAGAGAGGGCUCUGGCCGGCAGGUAGAAGGAAAGAAAGCAGAGUUUCCUUAUUGCUCGUUGCCCUUCCUACACAGCGCACACAACCAGCACUAGGCCAGUAUUUGAUAACCUGUACUGCUGAACAGCAUGCGAUCUCAUACUAACUUGCUUCAAAAGGAGAAAUCCCACCUUUUUACUCUGCUUGUUUAACAUUCUUGAAGGGGUUGUCUUAAUUAACCAUUUACCAAUCAGCUGAGCUUGGUGACCCCCUAAAAUAUCCAGGCUAAAUUUGUGGGAGCUGGCGUCGUUUGUGGAUGCUGACGCCGUGUUUUUGGUUUUGUUUUCUCGUCAGAUGGGCAGAUUUCAUUAACUCUCGUCGCACAGGGUCGUCCUAUGUGACUUUGACUGACAGCCAUAUCAGCUCAGCUCUCCUAACGUUCGUCCUGCGCUUUUGCCAUUUUUAGUCGAUGCUUUAUUUAUGGAUCAGCGGUUUCUAUUGAUCUCAUCGAAUUUACUCGUUUCUGGUGCCAUAUUGGCUUUUUGUUAGCUCGAUCUUUUACUCACAUUUACGCACGGAGCACGCACACUCGAUCUGUCGACUGAACACUGGCUUCUGGUUCUGGAAUUUUUGGCCGCAAAGGUGCAAGAAAAGAUUAAACGGCUUCAGAAUACUGUCUGAAAAACCUACUAUAAAGUGGACCAAACAGGUUUCAGAUUGGUAGCCGUUUUUUUUCUCGGCGAUUAGAAGCAUUAAAAGAAUUGAAGAGAAGUUGAGUUGCUUCUGUGCUAUGGUCAUAAAUCCUCCAUUCCAGAUUCUGCUUUGCAAAAAAAACAAACCCAAGCCAUCCUGCAGCAGGCUGGUAGAAACGCAUCACCUGGUUCCAGCAGUCUUACUUUGUAGACUAGAAAAUCAUGGCAGUACCGCAUCCAUUCUCAGAAUCUUGUGUUUUUAAUGUAGCUGAACACAGGAAGAACAGGUCACGUGUUUCGAGUGCCCUUAUUCUUUGAAAAGUGACAAGACUCCUGGGAGUCGGCAUUGGUUUUAGUUGACCUUUUUAAUUUUGGUACACAGCGUCUGGCAUUUUUGAAGUGCACACGGUUUCCACUUCAACGUGUCGCUGUCAGAAUGUGUGUGCGUGUGCAUGUGUAUCAUUUCUUUUUUUUUCAUUGUUCUUGCAAAAGAGACUUCAUUAUGUCAUAAACUUUUUCCUGUCGGUAUGAAGAAACUGUGUUGUAGCUUGCUAUUUUGUAAAGAGCAUGUGGAAGACGGCGAAAGAUGGAGUUUUUUUGUCAGUGAGUGUAUCCCCUCCUUUUUCCAACUGUUAGAGACCAAGCCUGCACUGAAUAAAUUCACAAAAUUCAAGCUUGAUGUGUAGUCAUAGUCCUACAGCCCCACCCUCUUCUUAUCCGCCUAACGAGAAGGAGAACAAAAAAAAAACAAAACGAGAAUGUUGAGACUAAAGAGCAUCUGUGUUUUUGUCUCACCACACGCCAGAGCCGGGACUGUAGCUCUUGUGGUGUUUACGAGGACAUGAGUACCACAGCACAGGAAAAAAAAACUGUGUCCAUCAACUCAGAAAUUAGCGAGAACGGAGCGGAUGUGAUACGGAGUCGGGCGUCGUGGUCCGCUACAGGCCUGACCGAUCGAGCUGUGUGUCUGUCUGUGAUUGUGUGUGAGUGUGUGAGCAGGAGAGGUGACCACUGUUAAUGUACAGCCUAAUGUCAAUGAUGAUGAUGAUGGUGAUGCUUCUCAUGUGCACAGUAUCAUAUGCUGGAGAUGUACACAACCACCUGUGCUGGGAAUAAAUGAUUUCAUAACUUU
Molecule: messenger RNA, 4603 nt
Organism: Acanthochromis polyacanthus (spiny chromis)
Lineage: Eukaryota; Metazoa; Chordata; Actinopteri; Pomacentridae
Gene: ubp1
Product: upstream binding protein 1
Exons: 16
Coding region: 800-2428 (542 amino acids)
Biological process (GO): regulation of transcription by RNA polymerase II
Cellular component (GO): nucleus
Molecular function (GO): DNA-binding transcription activator activity, RNA polymerase II-specific; RNA polymerase II cis-regulatory region sequence-specific DNA binding
Source: RefSeq, a predicted model, not a curated record